This is a messenger RNA of Aaosphaeria arxii CBS 175.79, 1065 nucleotides long. RefSeq lists its product as uncharacterized. Bases 178 to 753 code for a protein of 191 amino acids. Lineage: Eukaryota; Fungi; Ascomycota; Dothideomycetes; Pleosporales. The transcript has a single exon. The record is from RefSeq and is a predicted model, not a curated record.
CGCCCACCAACUCUCUUAUCAUCCACUUCAGCCAACUCAUACCCAUCAAUCCAUCCCGCAACAUUCGCACUCAAAACUACCUGAUCACAAUCCAAGCUCUUCUGAGUACUCAAACAAGUGUCGACUUGAGUAAUAUUAUCUGUUGGUAGUGUUGCUUAAUCCCCGCUUGUGUGCAUCAUGUCGUCGCCUCUUAUGACUACACACAUCAUUGCUCCAAAGGAAAGAGACGUGCCAUCGCGGUAUCGGAAAUCUGCAUAUCGUGAUGGUCCAGUCGUUAGAAUUCAUGAGGCUCGUCGUCAUCGCUCAUCACCUGAUGAUUCCGCAUAUCCUCCGGCGAUGGGUGCGCAUUCUUGCCAACAGCCAUUAGGACCAAAAUCUUGUUCAAAUGAUAUCGGUAGAAGCAUGUCGAUCGCUAAGUCGUUGGCGGGCGACGGUACUCGAAAAGAGGAACGUGAAUCGAAAGAUCACGUGACAUGUGCCAUCAAGCCCAAAUCGAAGAAGGCAAAGGCCAAAGUGAUCGUUGUCCAGUCCAGGGAGACGAUUCCCACGGUGAACAAUGUACCUUCACUGUUCUUCGAAACAUAUACGGUGCCAACACCGCCACCCACUCCGAAGAUAGAGAGAUUGCCAACACCCGAUUUGGAAAGGAUCAGAGAAGCUAUGUUCUGCACGUGUUGCAAUGAGACUCGCAGGAAGCACUGUGUUUCUUGUACUUGCGAUACGCCUCGAUUAUUCCACGGAACCUCGCCAUAGAGGGUUCGAAAUCACUCUAUCUCAGUCAAUCAACGUAUUGAACGAGAUAUUGAAUGUGUGAAAUUACGAUGGCCUUACUCCCCGGCAGAGUCUCUUCUAGAAGGCAUGAGGGGGUGGGUUCUGUUCCGAAUGAAUGGAAUUUGAUAAGGCGUCCUGGCGUUGAUACAGCGAGUAUUCAGAUUGAUCGUGGAAUUCCAUAUAUGGGAGUUGAGUCCUUGAAAGGGCAAUACGGCCUUUGUCUUUGCCUAAAUCGACAGCAAACGCUUGCAUUCUACCAUAAUAUAUUAAUUUUGCUCACCGGAGUGCCUUAUC